Messenger RNA from Drosophila nasuta, 274 nucleotides. RefSeq lists its product as uncharacterized. The record is from RefSeq and is a predicted model, not a curated record. The transcript has a single exon. Lineage: Eukaryota; Metazoa; Arthropoda; Insecta; Diptera; Drosophilidae. The coding region runs from base 1 to 264 and encodes 87 amino acids.
AUGUCUCUUCAUCUCAUUACAGGUUGCCCAUUCUACUUCAGCAAGGGUCAGCGUAAAUCGAUUAAACUGAACUAUCUGGGUCACAGUUAUGUGAAGUUCAUGGAGAAUAGUCGCGGCACCAAAUGGAUUUGUGCCACUCGCUCCACGACCAAGUGUCGGGCGCGUGUGCGCACCAAGGAUGCAGCAAUUGAGAUACUCCAUGGGGCGCAUAAUCACGAGGAGGCCAAAAGACGACGCGAACGCAUCAAGAAACCCAUCGAUUAAAGACACUCAA